Molecule: messenger RNA, 4017 nt
Organism: Vanessa atalanta (red admiral)
Lineage: Eukaryota; Metazoa; Arthropoda; Insecta; Lepidoptera; Nymphalidae
Gene: Phlpp
Product: protein phosphatase PHLPP-like protein
Exons: 7
Coding region: 212-4012 (1266 amino acids)
Molecular function (GO): protein binding
Source: RefSeq, a predicted model, not a curated record
GACGGUCUCUUAUCCCAUUUUAUUAGUAAAUUUAUUAUAUUUUAGAAUUACUUUUCUAGAAAAAUGGGACAAAUAUCUCCUUACUAAACAAAGGUAAAAUCAAUUUCGUCGCUAUUUUCAUGUGUACUUGUAUAUAAUGAAAUAUUCAACAUUCUAUGGCCAAAUUACCAUUUGCAUGUAUGCAUGUCGUAUUCCCGACUGACCGAGCGACAUGUUUCCCACCCCCACCACAGUCGACCCAAUUGUAAUGCAACAGCGUACUUCGUCCGGCGCACGGGCAUUGCGCCGUCGGCCUCCGUGCCUUUCGUCCAUCUGCCGCGCCAUGGUCUGUGACGACGGCUUGCAUGCCUCAUCGCCUCCAGUGCCCCGCAAAUCGCUUCGCAGACUUGCCUCCACACGAGGUUUCAAACCGCGCUCCGACUUCACCUGGAUACGUGUUUUCGACGGUCUCGAACCCUUUUCAGUCGAUGCCUCCAGUAAACUGAUAAAAGUUUCCCCCAACACUACAGUCGAAGAUGUCAACAAGAAGCUCGGUUUCAAUGAAGAGUUGACGUUGUGGUUACAAAUUGGCGGGGAAAAUUCUCGACGGUUGGAAUUAACGGAAUUUCCAUUACGGAUUCAAGAGCAAUUUCUAGCGAAAAGUGGUUGGACGUCUGAGGCAAGACGAUUGAGGCUUGCAGUAGAUCCGGAAUUACGUCAUUCUCUACGAUGGUGUGCGGGUCCAGCCAGCCGGUCCGGUGGAGUUCUUCGUUCAGGCACGGUUUAUGUGCUGAAAGGACACGUAUUUCCACAAUGGAAACCGAGGGUUGCUCACAUCAUUGGGUCGCAGCUUCACACAUUAGGUGUAUCAUGGGAUUCGCUAGAGCUGAGUGGAGGUAGCAUCGAGCUCUGUCAACCAAAGGCACAGAGGCUGGUUCUUUGCGUGAAACCACGAUGUUCAGGCAAUAGUUUACUAGACUCUGGUCUGAAUCAUCUCUUUCUUGGAUUCAAUACAAUCUGGGAGCGAAAUAUGUGGUUUUGCUGGUUAAAAGAGGGUACGCAAAGUUCACAACCGCCAAACGUCUUGGAUCUAAGUGGAGGCGGUCGUUCCUGCCUGCCUACAGCCCUUGCGCAGCAUGCAUCCGACGGCUUUGCGGUACGGGUUCUGCGCAUGCGCGGCAACGCUCUACCCGCGCUGCCACCGCAAACGAGCACCCUGCAAUCCCUUACACAUCUAGAUAUUACAGACAAUAAGAUCACUGAACUGCCUAAAGAAUUAUGUCAGCUGACACAAUUAGAGGAGAUUAAUAUAAGCGACAACGAAAUAUCAUCACUCGAUUGCGUUUUGCGUCUGCCUCGACUGCGCACGCUCGUAGCUGCCCGGAAUUUAAUAAGGCAUUUUGGAUCCAAUAACCCUAAGCAAAUGGGUCCAAAUGAAGAUAAUAAAUGCGAUUACAGGCCGCCACUAACAAACGUUGACCUCCGUCACAAUAGAUUGAAAGGAAGCAUUAUCCUUGGUAAUUAUGAACAUUUGGUAUCAUUGGAUGUUUCAUACAACGCUGUCGAAGUGUUAGUGCUGUCAGCGUUACGUGGCCUGCGAGAAUUGUAUGCUGCACACAAUGUCAUUCAACAUUUGGCUUUGCACGGCGCUUCACUACGAAUUUUACACGCCCCAUAUAAUCAAAUGGAUAGUUUGACAACGAUGGUUCCGCCAAUCAACUUGGUGGAGAUCGACGUAUCAUAUAACAAAUUGUCAUCGCUGCCACAAUGGCUAAGUGGUUGUUCAGACUUGACAAAAUUAUACGCAAGUAAUAAUCAAUUAACAUCACUCCCGGAACAUUUAUUUUGCAGCGAACUCUCUAGUCUAAGUCAUCUACAUUUAGCUCAUAAUAAAAUAAUAAAUUUCCCAUCAAUGCCCCGUCUGAGAUCUCCUUUAAAAGAACUGCUUUUACACGAUAAUUGUAUUCAAUCGCUCCCAGAAAAUUUCUUCUCAAUAUGCGAUAGAUUAUGUAUAUUGAAUCUGUCAAACAAUAGACUAAGUCGUCUACCGCGUGUCCGGGGAGCAUCACCGCACUGCUUGGAGCGUCUUUAUUUAACGGCAAACUGUUUGACAGAUGAUGUAAUAGAUGUUAUCAUAACAUUUCGUGGCCUCAAGAUACUCCACAUUGCUUAUAAUUGUUUAACAAGUCUACCUGAAAGCUGUUUUAAUUUUUGGCCAGACAUUGAGGAGUUGAUUCUGUCCGGAAAUUCUCUCACGAAGCUACCUGACAAUUUGCCCCAGUUAAAUAAUAUCAGAGUUAUACGCGCUCAUUCUAAUAGAUUACGCUCUGUUCCUAUGUUUGCAUGCAGUGCUUCAAUAAAAAUACUUGAUAUUGCUCACAACGAAUUAGAUAAAAUAGAUCUUAAGCUUUUAGCACCAAAACAAUUGAAAUUUCUGGAUAUAUCUUGCAACAAAAAAUUACAAAUGGACCCGUCGCAAUUUAAUGCAUACAAAUGCCAACGUCCAUUAAGUCUUGUCGACGUCUCAGGACAGAAUACCGUUUCCAUGUCUCAAAAACAUAAUUUCCAUGAAGAGUUAAACGGAGCAACCCCUUGGGUUGUUGGAUUUUCAGAAUGUCCAACCAAACAACUGCAGUUAACAUGUGCACAAAUUCGUCUUCCAUCAUUCUGCAAUAAAGAAGGAUUGUUUGCUAUAAUUGAUGGUGAAACCGGUGUUGAGGUGCCUAAGAUUUUGCAAACGAGUUUACCUGGACUUGUACUUGAAGAAAAGUCAAUUAAAGAAACCGUAAAUGAAUAUAUGAAAUAUGUUGUUUUAUCAGCUCACAGGGAACUUAAGGAAAAAGGCCAAAGAAAUGGUGCUUGUCUUAUACUAUGUCACUUAUCUCCAAUAAAUGCAACCGAAAAUAGCUUUGGUCAGACAACUAAAAAAUAUAAUAUGAGAUUAGCCAAUGUUGGUGAUACAAGAGCCGUGUUAAGUCGUCGAAGUGGCCCGUUAUGUUUAGGAGUAGGAAAUAAUAAACGCUUAGGUUAUUCUUCUCGAUAUCCAAACACAGUCCCAGACCCAGAUGUCAUACACACUGUUAUUAAAGAAGAUGACGAAUUUUUAAUAUUAGGGAAUGGCAAGUUUUGGAAAUAUAUAACCACAGACGCUGCCGUAUCUGAAGUAAGAGCCGAAAGAAAUCCAGUUCUAGCAGCAAAACGAUUACAAGACUUAGCUCAAAGCUACGGAACUGAAGACUGUAUAUCGGUCGUAAUUAUUCGAUUUGAUACAGCACGAUCUGAUGUCGAUUUGCUAAUGCGAGAAUUGCGAAAUACCAUCAACACAAAUAAAUCCGUGUGUCGAGCUGAUUGUUGUUGUUCUCGACUAGAACCAUGUUGCCAUUCUAUAAGCCCGCCCAAAUCUGGCAGCGAAAGAUCUUCUCCCAGUGGACAAAGUGAUCGUCCCUCUAAUGAGUCAGUGAGCCAUCAACACUAUGCUAGCGUAAGGUCACAUAUAAGAGCGUCAGAGAGGAGGCCUCGUGGUGGAGUUGCCAGAGCAAUUAGAGUAAGAGUUGAAGAAGAUAAAGAAGAUCAACGAAAAAAUGAAGAUAUACCAUCAUCAGACGAGCAAUUUAAAUGUUGGGAGUACAUGUUAGAGCAAAAUACUCAAAUGUUAUUUGAUAAGGAACUGGAUAAUUUGUCAAAAGGUAUUAAAACUACUGGUAACAGCUUGAGGAACAUUAAAGGGCUGUCGGGAAGUAGCCCUCAGCUACAUUUAACAGGAAAGCAGCCCAAAGUUCCAUUUUUGUCAAAACAUUUUGGCAGCGCGAGAUCUUUUGGUAACACACUGAAACCAGAAUUAAGAUAUGGCUCAGGUAGAGUGCCAAAUGGUGGACCAAAUGCUGCCUACUUUGGUUCCCUGCAAAGACUUAUGCCGUACCACUUAGAAUACGAUUUUGCUGUAAUUCAAGAAAAAACAGCUCAAUCCCAAGAAUCGUUAGACCUCGAAGGCCGCAUGCAACAAUAUUGGGGAGUGGCUACAACGGAACUAUAAUUUAA